This is a messenger RNA of Daldinia caldariorum, 1801 nucleotides long. RefSeq names its product glycoside hydrolase family 72 protein. Gene Ontology annotation, biological process: fungal-type cell wall (1->3)-beta-D-glucan biosynthetic process. Gene Ontology annotation, molecular function: 1,3-beta-glucanosyltransferase activity. The transcript is spliced from 2 exons. Lineage: Eukaryota; Fungi; Ascomycota; Sordariomycetes; Xylariales; Hypoxylaceae. The record is from RefSeq and is a predicted model, not a curated record. Bases 111 to 1547 code for a protein of 478 amino acids. Gene Ontology annotation, cellular component: fungal-type cell wall; cytoplasm.
GAAAUACUUUUCGAGAUUCUAUUACCUGGAGAAACGAACCUCGCCUAAACAACUACUCACCCGCUCCCCCCCCCCAAUCGGAGAAGAUACCUUUGGACAAUAAAAUAAUCAUGUUAUUACAAUCCGCCAUCGUCGCCUUGGGCGGCGCAACCUUAGCGGCUGCUGUCACACCUCUUGAGGUUCAGGGCCAACAGUUUGUCAACACCAAAACUGGAAAUGCGUUCCAGAUUGUGGGGAUGGCUUAUCAGAUUGGCGGAAGCGCAGGCUACGAUCCGAGCCACGGGAAGGAUCCUCUUUCCAAUGGUGACAUCUGCAAGCGAGACGCCGCUCUCAUGCAGUCUCUGGGUGUCAACGCAAUUCGGGUGUACAACUUGGACCCCAACUUGAACCACGACGAAUGCGCUAGCGUCUUCAAUGCUGCGGGUAUGUACAUGAUCAUUGAUGUGAACUCGCCCCUAGCAGGCGAAUCUAUCAACAGUGGUGCGCCUUGGGAGUCCUACUACGCCGCGUACCUUAACAGGACUUUCGCCGUCGUUGAGGCUUUCAAGUCUUACCCUAACACCCUGGGUUUCUUCUCUGGCAACGAAGUCAUUGAUAAUGUCAAGACCGGUGCCACCGUGCCCCCUUACGUCCGUGCUGUGACUCGUGACCUCAAGAACUACAUCAAAAACCAUGCCGACCGCAAGAUCCCUGUUGGCUACUCGGCCGCCGAUGUUCGUUCCGUCCUCGAGGACACGUGGAACUACUUCCAGUGCGCUAUCGAUGGCGACGAGGACGACAUGUCCCGGGCUGAUAUGUUCGCCUUGAACAGUUACUCGUGGUGCGGGGAUAGCUCUUUCCAGAAAUCCGGAUACGAUACUCUCGUUUCCCUUUUCAAGGAUUCAUCCGUUCCCGUCUUCUACUCCGAAUUUGGUUGCAACACCCCUUCUCCCCGUGUUUUCACUGAAAUCGGCACUAUCUAUGGUUCGGAAAUGAUGGGCACUUUCUCUGGUGGUGUCGUCUACGAAUGGGCUCAGGAGGACAACAACUACGGUCUGGCUGAGUGCAACGACGAUGGAACUGUUACCCUCUUGGCCGAUUACCACACUCUCCACGACCAGUACAGCAAGGUUGACUUCAAGUCGAUCCAAAGCGUCAAGGCUAGCGGUAAGAAGGUGUCGCCUCCUGAGUGCAAGGCCAGCUUGAUCAAGGAGAAGGGAUUCAGCAACAACUUCACCCUCCCCGUCCCUCCCCCCGGAGCUCAGAAGAUCAUCGACAACGGUGUUUCGCCUAAGCCGUCUGGCAAGAUUAUUGAAAUUAGCGACUACUCCGUUACCCACAAGAUUACGGAUGUCAAUGGCAAGACCCUUUCGGGCCUCGCUGUCAAGCCGCUUUCCGGUGAUGAAAUCAACACCCCCAGUGGCGGCACCGGCACCUCCUCCGGUUCAAGUGAUGAAACUAGCAAUGCUGCCCCUACCUUGGCGCCUCAGGGCUCCCUCUCCGCUGCCGCCAUCGCCAUCCCAGCGAUGAUCGCCCUUUCCUUCACAGCCGGAUUCACGCUGUUCUAGGCGAUCAGUUGAAUAGUCACUGGAUAAUGAGUUUUGGCGUUUCGCCCAGAGUAGCCGUGGGUUAUGAUAGUGUUUUUAACGUUUUAUUCCCCCUGUUGUAAUUUCUUUUUUUUUUUUCGGUCGUAGGAGGACAUCGAGGACAUGAGACAAUCGAGGGCUUCGUUGUAUUUUAAGUUAGACGUGCGCUUCUGCGCAGUACAUAAGUAGAGUUCAGAUUUGGCAUCACUUUUUGCUUGUGCGAUUUUUGCUUUGUG